This is a messenger RNA of Mastomys coucha (southern multimammate mouse), 3045 nucleotides long. RefSeq names its product coiled-coil domain containing 120 (gene Ccdc120). Lineage: Eukaryota; Metazoa; Chordata; Mammalia; Rodentia; Muridae. The record is from RefSeq and is a predicted model, not a curated record.
CUGUGUUAGCACUCAAUGGGAAGGGAACCAAGGUCAGGCCAAGCGGGUCCAGACAUUGACAAAGAAUCUGAGAGGCAAGGCCAGGCUUUAUCCAGCCAUCAGCCACAAGGUUCAAACAGUGCAAGGAUGGAAGUCAAAGGUCAGCUGAUCAGCUCGCCUACCUUCAAUGCCCCAGCUGCCCUGUUUGGAGAGGCUACCCCACAGGUGAAGUCAGACCGUCUUCGAGGACUGCUUGACCGCCAGCGGGCCUUGCAAGAGGCCCUGAGCGUGAAACUUCAAGAGCUCAGGAAAGUGUGCCUGCAGGAGGCGGAGCUAACUGGUCAGCUGCCCCCUGAGUGCCCACUGGAGCCUGGUGAACGACCUCAGUUGGUACGCCGGAGGCCCCCUGCAGCACGUGCCUACCCUCCACCACACUCAAACCCAGCACACCACUCCCUGUGUCCUGCUGAGGAACUGGCUCUUGAGGCCCUGGAGCGUGAGGUGUCAGUGCAGCAGCAGAUCGCAGCUGCUGCCCGCCGCCUGGCCCUGGCCCCUGACCUCAACGGAGAACAGAGGCGGCGCAGGCGCCAGGUACAGGUUGAUGCACUUCGAAGGCUGCAUGAGCUGGAGGAGCAGCUCAGGGACUUCCGGGCCCGCCUUGGCCUCCCAGUGCUCCAGCCACUGCCACUGUCUGUAGGAGCACUAGUCAAUGCCCAGGGUGUCUGCCUGGGUACACGCCUUGCUCAGCUCAGCCAAGAGGAUGUAGUUCUGCACUCGGAGAGCAGCUCCCUCUCAGAGUCAGGGGCCAGCCAUGAUAACGAGGAGCCUCAUAGCUGCUUCCCUCUAACGGAGCGCCCCUCACCACCAAAAGCCUGGGACCAGUUUCGGGCAGCAUCUGGGGGGAGCCCUGAGCGACGCGCCCCAUGGAAACCUCCACCAUCAGAUAUUUAUGGGGACCUAAAGAGCCGGCGCAACUCUGUGGCCAGCCCCACCAGCCCCACACGCUCGCUGCCCAGGAGUGCCUCCAGUUUUGAGGGGCGAAGUGUGCCUGCCACCCCUGUCCUCACCCGGGGCAGUGGCCCCCGGCUCUGCAAACCCGAAGGCCUCCAUUCUCGCCAGUGGUCCGGUAGUCAGGACUCCCAGAUGGGCUUUCCUCGGCCUGACCCUGCUUCGGAUCGGGCCUCCCUCUUCGCAGCUCGUACCCGCCGCAGCAAUAGCUCUGAGGCCCUGCUGGUGGACCGUGCAGCUGCUGGGGGAGCUGGAUCUCCACCUGCUCCGCUGGCUCCCCCUGCUGCUGGUCCCCCAGUUUGCAAGAGCAGUGAGGUGCUGUACGAGCGCCCACAACCUGUCCCUUCCUUCUCUUCCCGUACCACUGGCCCCCCAGACCCUCCUCGGGCUGCCAGGCCUAGCUCAGCUGCCCCUGCAUCCCGUGGGCCCCCCCGGCUCCCACCUGUGUGUGGAGAUUUCCUCUUGGACUAUCCAUUGGACCGAGGCUUGCCCCGCGGUAGUGGCGGGGCAGGUUGGGGGGAGCUGCUGCCUGCUCCUGAGGUCCCAGGACCCCUUUCCCGCAGAGAUGGGCUUCUUGCCAUGCUCCCAGGUCCUCCACCCAUAUAUGCAGCUGAUGGCAGCAGCCCCCUCCUCCGCAGCAAGGACCCCAACACCCGUGCCAUCCGUUCCAAGCCCUGUGGCUUGCCCCCAGAAGCUGUGGAGGGUCUGGAAGUGCAUCCAAACCCAUUACUCUGGAUGCCCCCACCCACUCGGUUACCUCCAGCUGGUGAGCGAGGUGGCCACAAGAACCUUGCCCUGGAGGGGCUGCGGGACUGGUACAUCCGGAACUCGGGACUGGCCGUUGGUCCCCAGCGCAGGCCAAUGCUUCCGCACGUGGGGCCAACACACACACCCUUCCUCCAUGCCCGCUGCUAUGAGGUGGGCCAGUCACUCUAUGGCCCUCCCAGCCAGGCACCGCUCCCGCACUCCAGGAGUUUUACAGCGCCCCCUGUCUCUGGCAGAUACUACACGGAUUUCCUGUAUCCCCCGGAGCUGAGCGCUCGUUUAAGUGACCUGACGCUAGAGGGGGAGCAGUCUUCCAGUUCUGAUACCCAGACCCCAGGGACACUGGUCUGACCCUAAGCCCUGGGUCGGUCUGGACAAACUCCAGUCUGAGGAGCACACAGUCAACCUCGCUGAGCUCUGAGAUGUGGUUGCUCUUGGUCCUGAGGGACAACUGCCUGAUCUCACAGGACCCCUGGCUUCUUUUUGGCCCAGGAAGAUGUCUGAUACCCCUGCUUCUCUUCUCAUCCUGUGCUGGGGGGACUGGAGGGCCCCAGCUAGCUUCAAAGAGGGGGAUAAUGGUGUGGGGACUCUGCCCCUUCCUCCAUUUCUGUUUACAGUUUGUGAUUUAGUAUUCACUGUCUUUGCCCAACACUAGGUGUUUUAUAAAAGGGAAACUGUGAGCUCAUUCCUGGUUGGGUUCAUUCCUGUCCCCAUACCCAGUCUGUUCCAUUCCAGAACCACCACCAUGCCUCAACAAAAUGGACCAUAUAGAGUCUCGGGGCUGGGAGACCACUGGGAACAGAACUCCCUGCCUCCUCCCACUAGAGUCCUUGAGCAGAUGGGCUUCUGUCCACAUUUGGAAGGAUGGAAGUCUAAGUGGGGUACCUGAAGAAGCUAUGUCUCUGUCUCUGCCCAUAAGCCUCUGUGCUGACCUUCCGCAAUCAGAAGGCCAUACAAGAGGUUGUCAAGAAACAGAGCCAUUUGAGUAUGUUGCAUCCUGGGAUGCUGCAGUGGUUAAACCUGGCAACUAGUACAUGCCAGUAAAACCCUCAGGUGACAUCUGGCCAUGGGUCACAGGCCAUAUCAUAUCCUCCUUGGCAUUCCUUCUAUUUACCACUUUUUAAACAAAUCCACAUAAGCUGUGUUUUCUAUAUUGUCUGUGACUUUCUGGAGCUGGGGGUUCCCCUACCCCCUUUACCUGGUGUUUAAAUUUUUCUUUUUGUACCAAUGGAUCUGGGCCCAAGACACUACUCACACUGGAAGGGGAUUUCUAUAAUAAAUGUAUAAACUGAA